AUGACUUUAUCUGGAUUUUUGUUUUUUGUUCUGGCUUUAUUCUGUUUCUGUACUGUCUACAGCAGGCUGACAGUUGCCAAGCUGCAUAACAUGGACAGCUUCAUUCAAGCUGUGCAGCAGGUUGAAGACACCAACCCUGGCCUGUCCCCUCUGGAGUUGGUCAGGGCCCUGCGGAGGACCGCCGGCCACGACGAUAUGAUGACUAUCCACUUCUUGGGGGCAUCAUAUAAUCUCACCAAGACAGCCAUUCUCACUGCCUCAUCCUUCAGAUUUUUUGACAAGGCCAUCCACCACAUUGUGACUGACAGUGGAGAGGAGCGAGGGGUGGUUCUUGCUCCAGAUGGCACCACAGUAGCCCUUGCGCCUUUGCUGCUAGGAAUCGAAUCAGGACUGAAAGUGAAGCUGAAGGGGACACCAGCUGUUGGGAUCUUCCCUCUCACCUUAGGCAGGACACUGGGACUGUCUUUCCUCAGUCUCCAGGACUUCCCGCCAUCUUAUCGCCUGGGACCUAACGGGUGCUGGGACAGUGUGGCCCACCCUAAGAUGUUCAAGCUGUCUCGGUCUGCCACACUGGCUACUGAUGCUGUUAUUAACGGAGGCAUGGAUGGACUCAUACUGGGCACGGACCUCAGCAACCUACCUGCAUCUAAACAGCCGCUGGCCCUCAGUGAGAUACUGAGAGGGUACUACAAUUUUAUUCUGCAUGAGGGGCAGGGCCUUGAUGAUGUGACCAGCCACAUCAGCCCGAGGCGAAGGGAGCUCUCUAGAGCCAUUCUGAAGCCACUUGAUCUUCACAGCCAGGUGAUGGAGACACUUGCAUUGGUCUGGAAGUUGGAGAAUACAGAAUGGAUUGCACUUGACACUGGAGUGGGGAAGGCAGUGAAGGAUGGAUUAGAUGCAUUUGUGCACAAGUACUGGGAUUGUCCUCACAUAAUCCCUCGCUGUCAGUGGGGGGCAAAAGCCCACCGGGGUACGCCUAUCCCGCUGUUUCUGCCCCUCCAGUUCCUGUAUGUUCACCACACCUAUGAGCCAUCUUUGCCCUGUUUAUCCUUCCAAAAGUGCUCUCACAACAUGAGAGCCAUGCAACGUUUCCACCAGGAUGACCGUGGUUGGAGUGACAUAGGAUACAGCUUUGUAGUGGGCUCUGACGGCUACGUCUAUGAAGGCAGAGGUUGGAAACACCGGGGCAGACACACCAGAGGGCACAAUGACAUUGGGUAUGGUGUGUCCAUCAUCGGUAACUACAAUGCCACCCUGCCAUCUCGCCAUGCGAUGGACCUGUUGCGCCAUCGUCUAACCCGAUGUGCAGUAGAUGGAGGAGGACUGGCUGCCAACUUUACCAUCCAAGGCCACAGGCAGGGGGGGGAACCGGAGAUGCCUUCUUUUCAGAAAUAA
This is a messenger RNA of Monopterus albus (swamp eel), 1395 nucleotides long. Its product is annotated as N-acetylmuramoyl-L-alanine amidase-like. Gene Ontology annotation, molecular function: N-acetylmuramoyl-L-alanine amidase activity; zinc ion binding. Gene Ontology annotation, biological process: peptidoglycan catabolic process. Bases 1 to 1395 code for a protein of 464 amino acids. Lineage: Eukaryota; Metazoa; Chordata; Actinopteri; Synbranchiformes; Synbranchidae. The transcript has 4 exons. The record is from RefSeq and is a predicted model, not a curated record.